CAUCUAUAAAUCUAGAUACUCUAAUAUUAAUGCCCACAGCACAGCGCAACACAAAAGAAUAAAUCAGAAAAGUAAGACUUAUCAUUCAGCAAUUAGCAAAAGAUGGCUCCAGGAUUGGAGGAGAAGCAAAACCAGGAAGGUGGCCAUACAAAUAUUACACAGAGUCUUGCUAUUUACAAGGAUAUACUUGAAACUAAGGAGCCUGAACCAGCACAAGAGCAAGAAAACCAAGUUGGUAGACAUCAAGAAAUUGGACACAAGAGUCUUUUACAGAGUGAUGCUCUUUUUCAGUAUAUACUUCAAACUAGUGUUUAUCCUGGGGAGCCUGAACCAAUGAAAGAACUACGGGAACUGACAGCAACUCAUAAAUGGAAUAUCAUGACAACUUCAGCUGAUGAAGGGCAAUUCUUGAGCAUGCUGCUUAAGCUUAUCAAUGCCAAAAACACUAUGGAAAUUGGUGUUUACACUGGUUACUCUCUUCUUGCCACUGCUCUUGCUCUUCCUGAAGAUGGCAAGAUAUUGGCCAUGGACAUUAAUCGUGAAAACUAUGAAUUGGGUCUUCCAGUCAUUAAAAAAGCUGGUGUUGCUCACAAGAUUGACUUCAGAGAAGGACCUGCACUUCCUGUUCUUGAUCAAUUGAUUCAGGAUGGAAAACACCAUGGGACAUUUGAUUUUAUCUUUGUUGAUGCUGACAAAGACAAUUACCUGAAUUAUCACAAGCGGACAAUUGAGCUUGUUAAGGUCGGAGGAGUCAUCGGCUACGAUAACACCCUAUGGAAUGGUUCUGUUGCGGCACCACCUGAUGCGCCAAUGAGGAAAUAUGUCAGGUUCUAUAGGGAUUAUGUGAUGGAGUUCAACAAGGCCAUAGCUGCUGAUCCAAGGGUCGAGAUUUGCCAGCUACCUAUUGGUGAUGGGAUUACUCUGUGCCGCCGCAUUAGCUGAUCAUUUUAAAUUUGCAGUUGUUAGUUACUGCUGUUAUAUGCUUUCUGCAGCCAUCUGAUAUUUAUGAUGGGAAAAACAACCACAAACGGUAAACAAAUAAAUGCGGAAUUAAUCUCUGUUUGUCUAAA
This is a messenger RNA of Ricinus communis (castor bean), 1070 nucleotides long. RefSeq names its product caffeoyl-CoA O-methyltransferase. The coding region runs from base 103 to 942 and encodes 279 amino acids. Lineage: Eukaryota; Viridiplantae; Streptophyta; Magnoliopsida; Malpighiales; Euphorbiaceae. Gene Ontology annotation, molecular function: S-adenosylmethionine-dependent methyltransferase activity; O-methyltransferase activity. The transcript is spliced from 6 exons. The record is from RefSeq and is a predicted model, not a curated record.